This is a messenger RNA of Akanthomyces muscarius, 2082 nucleotides long. RefSeq lists its product as uncharacterized. Lineage: Eukaryota; Fungi; Ascomycota; Sordariomycetes; Hypocreales; Cordycipitaceae. The record is from RefSeq and is a predicted model, not a curated record. The transcript is spliced from 4 exons. Bases 1 to 2082 code for a protein of 693 amino acids. Gene Ontology annotation, molecular function: protein binding.
AUGGGCGCCAAAGAUAAAAAGAAGAAGGGCAACGAGUCCAAACAGGCCAAAAAGGCCGAAAAGCAGGCCAAACAGGCCAGCAAGGGUGAGAAAAAGGCCAAGACCAAGCAGGCCAAGGUUGAAGGCAGCGACGCCGAAGACGUCGACCUUGACGAGGUGCUCGAGGAGUACCGCCGAGCGCAGGAGCAGUUCCUCAAGGUCACUGAGACGGUGUGCGAGGCGGCCCCGCGACCCCGCGCCGCCUCGACCAUUCUCGCCUCGCCGACCGACACCAACAACCUGCUGCUCUUUGGCGGCGAGUACUUUAACGGCUCGCUGGCGCACUUCUUCAACGACUUGCACAUCUACAACAUUGCGCGCGACGAGUGGCGCUGCGUCACCUCGCCCAACGCGCCGCUGCCGCGCUCCGGCCACGCCUGGACGCGGGCCUCGAACCCCAACCACGUCUACCUCUUCGGCGGCGAGUUCUCCUCGCCCAAGCAGGGCACCUUUCACCACUAUGCCGACUUUUGGCGCCUGGAGCCCGCCACGCGCGAGUGGACCAAGAUUGAGGUCAAGGGCAAGGACAAGAGCCCGCCCGCGCGCAGCGGCCAUCGCAUGACGUACUGGAAGCACUACAUUAUCCUCUUUGGUGGGUUCCAGGAUACUUCGAAUCAGACAAAGUAUCUCGCGGAUCUUUGGGUCUUUGACACCAUCAACUAUGUCUGGCACAGCCCUGCGCUGCCGCUCGCACAGCUGAAGCCAGAUGCCAGAUCAUCGUUUACUCUGUUGCCAUCCGACCAGGGUGCUGUCCUCUUUGGCGGCUACUCGCGCGUCAAGGCCACGGUGGCAUUGAAGAAAAAGGCCAGCAAGGGCAAUCAAGGCGCAAGCGGCACGGGUCAGAAGAACGUUCUCAUCCCCAAGGUCCACGAGGACUGCUUCUUCCUGCGCAUGUUGAUGCCGGCCGCCGACGCGGGCCCCAACACCCCGCCGGCAGUGCGCUGGGAGAAGCGCAAGAAGCCGGCCAACACGCCCAGUCCCUCGCGCGCCGGCGCCACCAUGACGUACCACAAGGGUCGCGGCAUCAUGUUUGGCGGCGUGCACGACGUCGAGGCGAGCGAGGAGGGCAUGGACUCGGAGUUUUUCAACCAGCUGUUUGCGUGGAACGUCGAGCGCAACCGCUUCAUGCCGCUCGCGCUGCGAAAGCCGCGCAACAAUCAAAAGGCGCGCCCGGCGGAGCAACGCGUGAACCGCCGCGGGCGCGGCCAGGCCAACGAGGAGGAGCUUCUGCGGCAGCUGGCGGCGCUGGAAACGGGCGCCUCGCUCGAGGACACCGACGGCAUCGAGCUGGAGAAGAAGGAGGAGGAGGUGGAGGUGGAGCAGGUGCCGGUCAAGGAGAUGCCCGUGACGAUGGAGCCGCCGCACAUGCGCUUCAACGCGCAGCUGACGGUGCAAAACGACGUGCUGUACAUCUACGGGGGCACGUAUGAAAAGGCGGACCGCGAGUUUACGUUUGACGACUUGUACGCGAUUGACUUGGUCAAGCUGGACGGAUGCAAGGAAGUCUUUACAAGACCUGUUGAGGACUGGGUUGAAUCCGAUGAUGAAGAUGACGAGGACGACGAGUGGGACGACGAGGAUGACGAGGAUGAGGAUGAAGAUGACGAAGAUGAAGAGUCUGGGCAACAGCUCCAUACGCCCAGCAAGCGUGGCAAGAAGAAGGAAGAGGAUACCGUAACCGAGACUACUACCCCGUCGGAGACGACCGAGGAAGACGAUGCCGAGACGUCGGCUACCUCUGUGGACGAUGGCCUUCCUCACCCUAGACCUUUUGAGUCGCGCCGCGACUUCUUUGUUCGCACGUCGGCCGAGUGGCAGGAGGUCCUCAUGACCAACCUCCGGUGGAAGAACAUCCAGCCCGAGACCAUGGCCGUCAAAGAGAUCAAGGCCAAGGCGUUUGAGCUGAGCGAGGAGAAGUGGUGGGACUGCCGCGAAGAGAUUACCGCGCUCGAGGAGGAGCAGGAGGCCGCGGGCAUCCAGGAGGUGGUCAGCCUGGCGGAGCGCGGCGACGCGGGCGCGGCGGGCGGUGGCCGGCGAAGAUGA